Messenger RNA from Brassica napus (rape), 399 nucleotides. RefSeq lists its product as uncharacterized. The coding region runs from base 1 to 399 and encodes 132 amino acids. The transcript has a single exon. The record is from RefSeq and is a predicted model, not a curated record. Lineage: Eukaryota; Viridiplantae; Streptophyta; Magnoliopsida; Brassicales; Brassicaceae.
AUGGAAACAGAAUUUGAUACACCGAAAGUCUACACGCUGGUGGCAAACCUACCUAAAAUAUUCACGAACACAGUCGAGAUCCUCUUACAAGAACUCAUCCAAGACGAAACAGGAGUGGUACAAGUUUUAACAUCGGAUAACAUCAACCUGAACCCAAGCGGCGGCUUCACGCCGCAUCAUCUCUCUCGACUCCUUCGCGACGAACAAGUUCCUGAGUCUCAGUUUCUAGGUCAAAAGAUCGCUCUUGAUAUCAGUCGCGAACUUGCUAAUGACGAUUCCCUUAGAGAGCCUGCUUUCGUAUUCGUCACUGUCAUUUCAUCAGAGAGACACGUUUGGUCUUUCCACCUGAUGAACCUACUCCAUCGAGAGGUGCUUCCGGUGAAGUUCUCCAUAGGUUAG